ACCACCAAGGAGACACUUGAGAGGUAGAAGUGAGACACGAUGCUGCCAGUUCUGCUGCUACUUCUACCGGCCCUUAGCCCUGCUUUGGCUUGGAUUCCAGUGGAAGACUGGGAGUCUGGCAAUGUGACUGCGUCAGUUGGUGAGUCAGGUCAGUGCCUUUGUCAUGUGUAUCUACCGGAUACCACCUUCCCUGCCGACCGUGUUGAGCACAUGCAGCAAGUCAGCAAGGAUCUGAUCCUGGAAGUGAAAAUUCAAAUGAACAAGAUGGUGAGCUAUGAGGGUAAGUUGGAGGUCUAUUUGAAGGAACUGAUGGACCUGACAGUGAGAGUGGCCAUGAUGGAGAGCAGUGGUGACAAUUACAUCAAACUGGACUUUGAGCUGCUCAGGAUCGAGCUCAGGGAGUUUGAGGCUCUGGUGUCUCAGCUUAAAGACUCCCUCAACUCCUCCUCGCCCAUGUUUGACAGUCUGUUUACUGAGAUCCACAACAUGACCCUCAUUGUGAACCAACUGGAGACUUUCGACAGAAGCAACCUGGAAGUGAUCCGCAUUGAGUUCGCUAAGCUGCAGAAGAAGCUGGAGCAGUGCCAGGAGGACCAGGAGAUCAUCAAGCCAGAUAUUGGCAACUGCAAUCACACAGGAAUCAUGAGUCUCAGCAAGCCAAUGGUGGUCCAACUGAAUGCUCAUUUGAGUUCAAGUUAUCAAUAUGGGGGCUGGGGGAAAGACUCCAAACCUGUUAGAGGCUAUGAAUCAAUGUACUACUAUGGUGCACACACCACUUCCGCUGUGUAUGACUUCUAUUUGUACUCUAACUAUGAAAAUCUCAUUUUGAGGUCUUCAUUCAAAAACUUUCACCUACCAAAUGGGUGGGAAGGUACCGGAAACAAUUACAUUGUUCACGGUAACACCAUUUAUUACCAGCACAACACACCUUUCAGUAUGUCCAAACUCAAUCUGACCAGUUCCAAAUAUGACUACAGAGUGAUCUCAGCUGCUAGUACUAAGUUCUCAUACAGUUACUCGGAAAAUCAGAACUUGGACUUUGCAGCUGAUGAAACCGGAUUGUGGGUAAUGUAUGCCUCAGAGGGGAGCAAAGGUAAAAUGAUCCUUGCUAAAAUAGAUGAGAAAUCUUUUGGUAUUGAGCAUGAGUGGAACACUAAUGUGUUCAAACAGUUGGCUGGAAAUGCUUUCAUGGCCUGUGGAGUCAUGUAUGCAACCAGGUCAGUGGAUCUGAACACAGAAGAGAUCUUCUAUGCAUUUGACACUAAGACCAAUGAGGGGAAACAUGUCAGCAUCCCCUUCCAGAAGUUCCAGGAGAAAUACACCAACCUGGACUACAAUCCCACUGAUCAGAAGCUCUACAUGUACAAUAAUGGCUAUUAUGUGGCCUACAAUGUAAAGUUUAACAAAGAAUGAUCCCUCCUCUUUGUGAUCCGCCGUAUUGUGAUUGAUACGAUUGAUCUGUAUUUACUCACUUUGUCUCUGGAGCUCUAUAAGGCUAUGUACUGUAAUGCAUGGACUUUUUACUGUUUUUUUCCACAAUAAAAUCAA
Molecule: messenger RNA, 1548 nt
Organism: Larimichthys crocea (large yellow croaker)
Lineage: Eukaryota; Metazoa; Chordata; Actinopteri; Sciaenidae
Product: olfactomedin-4
Exons: 5
Coding region: 40-1413 (457 amino acids)
Biological process (GO): signal transduction
Source: RefSeq, a predicted model, not a curated record